This is a messenger RNA of Drosophila bipectinata, 1088 nucleotides long. RefSeq lists its product as uncharacterized. The record is from RefSeq and is a predicted model, not a curated record. Lineage: Eukaryota; Metazoa; Arthropoda; Insecta; Diptera; Drosophilidae.
AUAUAAGCCAGCCCUCGGCGAACUUGCUCCCAACAGUUCUCGAUCAGCACUUGCCAGUUACAGUGAAGUCCCCAAGAUGAUCAUAAAAAUCUUGUUAAUCAGCCAGUUGCUGGCCCUAAGUUACGCGGGAUUAUCGGUGGAGGAGGCCAAAAGGCAAAUCGAUGCCUCGGUUUAUAGCGAUGAGGAAACAGGCGACGACGCCCACCAUCCAGAGCCACACCUACCGCCGCAGUAUUAUCCCCACAAGAAGACCACCACUCCCGCACCGGAAACAACCACAGUUGAGCCGGAGGUUGAGCAAAGCAGCGAGGCUAAUCUUGUCCCGAGUGAUGAUCUGAAUCAGUUGGACGAUGGACUGCUUCAGGCCAAUGACGGAGCAGCAGCAGCGGUCUCCACAACUCCGGAGCCCGAGACUACUACUACUACGACGACAACCACCACGACUACGACAACGCCAAAGCCGAAGGAACACAAAUAUGAGCCUCACCCGCACCCGUACCCGCAUCCGCAUCCAUAUCCCCAUGUUCACCCAUACCCUUCUCCCCCCCAUUUCCCUUCUGGAUCCUAUCCUGCAACUGGCACUAAAAGCCCCAAGGAAAGUGAAGACGAGUCCCCCGAACUGAAUGGAUACUCUCCCUAUCCAGGCUUCAGACCCUACAGACCCAUCCUGUUCCAGCCUCCAGUUCUAAAUCAUUCCCCCAAUUGGCCCAACAUCCAUGGAUUUGGGCCGGGACCUAGUUUUGGCCAUCCCCAUGAAGAGGAAUCCGGGGAGGAGGCCAAGGACAAGGGCAAGGGCAAAGAUAAGGCCGGGGAAGCAGAAGAAUCCGAAGAGGAUGUGCCUUUACGUCCACCAGGCUUUGGUUACCCUCCGGUGUUCGUGAUUCCCCACCGCCCUGUGAUCAGAGUACCCAGCUUUCCCUCACCAAGUGGUGGCUAUGGAUCACCCUACGGCUAUGGGCGUUACUAAUUCUUAAUACGGAAUACUAGUUAAAACAGCUUAGAUAGAAUCUCACGUCUGUAUUUAAGAAUGCUUUAUUAACAUGUACUGUAAAAAUUUAUAAUGUGAUUAAACUUGCUACAAACAAAAA